AUGUAUCAACUCCCUACACCCUACCAGUCGGUACAUACGGCUGUCAAAAGGCUGGCACAGCCCGUUGGAAUUCGACAAGAACAUAUCGCCAGCGAAGAAUCUCUCCUCUACUUGAAACCCAAAUAUGACCACCGGUCGCCCGAUGAAUACACCAUCAAGAGAUAUUGGGAUGACUCGACCGUGUUCACAGUCACUGGCCACAAAUACGGGGAUACUCCAGCCCGUGAAUUCCGCGAUGAAUCGGGACUGCCGAUGUUCCAGUCUCGUGCGACAGCUCUAGCCUGGAAAAGACCAUUGCGGGUGCGUUUACCCGGCAAGGAAGACGAGGAGCUUGUCGAUUUCAGAGUUGAUAUGAAGAAUGUCUAUAAGCUCUCUUUUCGCAACACCAUGGCGUCAGAUUCCAAAAGUGAAAGCGACAAAAUUGUGACAGUCGAAGUGAAAGACACAAGUUCUCCUACGAGACAGGGAUUCUCUGCGACUGUUGGGGGCCAGAGAGUGGUCGAUGUGCGUGAAAGCAUAACGAUGAACAAGACUCUGCCCACAGCUACAGCUGCUUUUAAAUACGAUGUCUCUCUAAUACCCCGACAAGUGCUGGAAAUCCUUGUGGGGGAAGGGUUUGACCUGUCUCUGGCUGCCCUUAUUGCUGUAUUUAUGGCAGAUACAAAGUUUAGUACUGCACCUCCUCCCCGGCGUUAA
Messenger RNA from Penicillium paradoxum, 696 nucleotides. RefSeq lists its product as uncharacterized. The transcript is spliced from 2 exons. NCBI's taxonomy places the organism in Eukaryota, Fungi, Ascomycota, Eurotiomycetes, Eurotiales, Aspergillaceae. The record is from RefSeq and is a predicted model, not a curated record. The coding region runs from base 1 to 696 and encodes 231 amino acids.